CCUAAAGUUCCCGGGGAGACGGGAAUCUCUCAGAGCAAUGCCUCCAUAAAGAGCAUACCGUGUCUUUCGAAUGGGGUCUUCACUACGUCGCGAGACUCUACUUCCGGUCGGUACCCUCAACAACCCGAUGGCUCGGCGGACGGAACGCGGCAGCUCACCCCUACCGUCUCCAUUUACACCCUCAACUCUUGCAGCCAGGAACAGCUCGACCUGACGUCCUCAACAAACAAUCUCCUUGACGCCAUCGCCUCCCCUGCCAGCUCGCCAGAGGCAGCACCUACCUCCUCGAGACCAUCGCCCAGGUCUAAGGGCGCCGCCAUGUUGAAAAACUUAAGAUCACGUGGUAAGAAGACGCUGUCGCUUAGCAACCUUCUGCCACAUAAGAACAACGAAAUCACCGAGCCGGUCAAGGCCGUCAAAUUCAAAUCGUUCGCCGACAACCAGAAUGCAAAUGGGACCAUUCAGUGCCCCUCACCUCGGAGUCAGGCUCCCUCUAACUCGAGACACUCCAUCCUUAAAUCGACGUCAUCUCCGAUCGUGUACAAGACGAGCAAUGAGAUGGUGGAUGACGGAAAGAGAUUUAGCAGCUUCCGCGCAGCAAGCUUCAAGGCAAGUAUUGCUAAUUCUGUCUCGUUACUUUAUCCCUAAAAUUAGCUUCCAUACAUCAAAAGAGGUAUCUUGUCUCUGAUGUCCAACAAUAAUCAUUAUUGAAUAAUGAUUAUGUUAAAGAGGACACAACGCUAAUGAUUCGCGUAGAUGAGUGGUUCUCAAACUUCUUUUCCAAUAUCUGCGCUCAUAAAACAGUAUAGUUAUUUAAACUGAGUAACAUUGUUACUCAGAUAGAAGAUGGUUCUGGAGAAAGAUAUUAAUAAUUUAUUUGUUUGUUUGAUAGUGCGUCUUAUUUCACUGAAAUAAAAUUAUUUUAAAAAAAUAAAAAAGGAAUAAUGAACAUUACAAUGUUUCGGGGUGCCCCUGUGAGAAAGCCGCACAUCAACUGGGCGCCACGGCGCACACUGUAUGGACCACUGGUGAAGAGCAUAACUAAAAAUCAAUACUGCCGGCUGAAAAGGAGUUCAUAGGGAAACCAAAAAUUGUUUAUUUUUUGACCGGAGUUAAAUGUAUAUUCUUUUUGUACACUUUUAUUUUGCUUCCUAAAUUACGUAGAAUAGGGGUCACCAACCUUUUUGCCCAGAGGCCCGGCAUGGAAUUUUUUAAUUUUUUUUUUUCAGGAGCGAUUCACUUGAUACUUUUUUUUAAAAUUUCAAUCGUAUACACCAGUAACAAUGGUUUUUGAAAGUUAAUUCCCGUGCUCAUUUCGCAAAAAAUAAUAGUUAUAAUAUGAACAUUUUAUGUGAAUAAUAUUAUUUAUUUGACAAGUGUACAAAUUGUACACCGUGAUUAAUAGUUUUCAUAGAGUUGGACAGAUAAUCCUUCACAAUGUGUACAAUUUUUAAAAAAAACAUAAAAACCCCAGUUCUGGAAAGGUCCUUUUGGGCAACAUCAAUCGUUUCACUGGGCCGCCUGUGGCCCGUGGGGCGCCUGUGGCCCGUGGGGGGCAGAUUACCCCCGACCCUCCACUAGAGACAUGUUUCAGCCGUUAUCCAAACAGGUAUAUUAUGACAGGAAGUUCUAGUAAGACCAGAAUGAUUAUGUUUUAGACCAUUUUAUUUUAAAUGUAAAUUAUUAUUUUUUUUUAUUAUUAUUUAUGUAACUUAUUUUAUUGUGCGUAGUCUUUUUUUUAUAUUUUUGUUUGUUUCAACGGGGGUGGGCCUUUUUGGGCAGGUGUAAAUUUUUUAAGUCGAUUUUUACCAUUCUCAAAAUUUCCGUGCAGAAAAAUCGGUUACCGGAAAUUUGAUGGAAAGAAAUUUGAUGGACGGAAAAGUGAUCAAACGGAAAUUUGGUCGAAUCUUUUUUCAGUGCCCACCUUAAAAUUUUUGUCAAAUUUAUUUUUGAACGCAUUAUUUCGUUUUAUUAUAUAGUAUAGUGCGUUCGAAAAGAAAUUUGAAGCAAAAUUUUAAUUUAAAAACUGAAGGAAAAAAAAGAAUUCGACCAAAUUUCCGUUCGAUCAAAUUACCGUCGAUCAAUUUACCGUCGACGAAAUUUCUUUCCAUCAAAUUUCCAGAUAAGAGUAAAAUCAGCUUGACAUCAUACUGUAUGUACCAGCGAUUGACCCCCGUGUACUCUUUGGUUUCGACGUAACGCCAGUUAAGCGAGUGCUGGCAGACCUAUAUUAUUACCAACGAACACACCUCGUUAUACACAGACAGAGGGAAUUAAUGGGGGGGGGGGGGGGGGCCGCCCUUUUAAUGGGGGGGGGGGGUGGACGACCUUUUUCUAUUUAUACUUACUUUUUCAGGGUGUCGACGUAUGUCAUUGAACGAAUUUGUGGAAUUUAAAACAUGUAUUAUUAUAAGCUAUGACAAGUAUAACAUAUUUAAUUUCAUGAAGAUAGAGGCAGAGAAGGGUUUUACAAAAUAGUAUUGAUUUAAUUUAGGUGAUUUAAAAGAAUUGCACUGGGCAUAUCAGUUGGCGAACUUAGUGUGCACUUGUACAGCUCAUCGCAAGCACAUGCCUUUGAGUUACAUAUAUAUAUAUAUAUAUAUAUAUAUAUAUAUAUAUAUAUAUACUGGAAGUUAUGAACCGGUGUUAUCCGUGUGGCAUAUUGCGGUACUAGCCUUCAGCUUUUGCAUAGUCUUGCUUGUGUGUGCUCUGGUGUUUAAUAAAUUUGGCUUUGGUAAUUUAAAUACAUUUUCAUGUACUACACCUUCAAAAUAAAAACAAAAAAAUAAAAAAAAAUUUUUUUUUAAAACUUGCUCUUCAAAUGUAUGUUCAGGAAAUGGAAAAUUCGAGUUGAUUUGUUUUUAAAGAACCGUAUAUUUAUAGCUGUUAAUCUUUGUAGCAUCAAUUGAUUUUGAGAAAUUGAUAACUCUAAUUUAAGUAACAUAUUAUAUUUACCACGCCCCAGAUUUAUAAUGAAGAAAUAUACAUAGAUCAUUUAUAUAUAUAUAUAAACAUUAUUUAAACAUCUGUAACAUUAUCAGAUUUUUAGACAUUAAAUUCGUCAUUAAAAAAUUCCAGACAAUAGCCCGGUUUCUGAACUACAGGUUCAGAAAAUCGUAAAGAACACAGAUUUCUUAAAUCUAGAAAAUCUAAAAAAUUUAGUUCACCAAUAUUGCCGAUUGUAACAAGUUUCAAACAGAAAAAAAAAAUGUAAGACUUAUCUCAUAAAAAUAAUUCCACCUUGAUAUUCAAUUUUUUAGUUUUUAUACUUACUUCAUCAUUACUGUAUCACAAUGAUACUCACCGCACGCUAUAACUCUAAACGCGCUGGUAAUGAAUUAAUUUCUUUUCAAGCUGGAUGAGUCCGAGACGAAGUCUAAGCACAAAGACCACGGGAACGUGCUCUCUACCAUUGAAGAU
Messenger RNA from Lymnaea stagnalis (great pond snail), 3420 nucleotides. The record is from the annotation of a GenBank genome assembly. NCBI's taxonomy places the organism in Eukaryota, Metazoa, Mollusca, Gastropoda, Lymnaeidae.